Bombus huntii is the source of this 453-nucleotide messenger RNA. RefSeq lists its product as uncharacterized. The record is from RefSeq and is a predicted model, not a curated record. The transcript has 2 exons. NCBI's taxonomy places the organism in Eukaryota, Metazoa, Arthropoda, Insecta, Hymenoptera, Apidae. Bases 1 to 453 code for a protein of 150 amino acids.
AUGGCCCCUGACUACAACCUAACCUAUCAUUCUUAUUUCGUAGAAGAAGACGAAUGCCGUGAAGGCGUUAGCGCGCGAACAGUGCGAAGCGGCGGUACAGCUGCAGCGUCAGCAGCAGCUGCAACAGCACCAGAACCAGCACUAGCUACAACAGCAACAACAACUACGUGCCACGCAACGCACGGCCGAGCUGCACAGUACCAACACUAUCAUCACCAUCAUCAUCAUCGACACGUGUCAAUGUCUCCACCGCCCUUGUUGCUCUCAUCGCCAGCUCCGAUCGCGGCGACGCACAAUCAUCUGAACGUGAGCGGACACAGAAACGUGGUUACGCCACCGGAUACACCAGCAGAUAGAUCGCCACCGAGUCCUGGAAAUAAGCUAAAUAGAUCGCAGCAUUUGCCACGGGAAGCAGCGUCAGUCCUGGUCUUCCGGCUGCCACAUUGGAUCUAA